AUGAGUGGAGAUUAUGAUCAAAUAGUUCAUAUGCAUAGCCCUUAUUACUUACAUCCGAGUGAGAGUCCUGCCAUUGCUCUCGUCUCACCAGUGUUGGAUUCAUCAAACUACAACUCAUGGAGUAGAUCAAUGUUAACAGAUUUGAGUGCCAAGAAUAAACUCAAAUUCGUUGAUGGAACCCUCACCGAACCAUUGCGAACCAAUUCUCUCUACAUCGCUUGGCGAAGGUGCAAUAACAUGGUCGUUUCAUGGAUCGUGCAUUCUGUUUCAGUUUUAAUAAGGCAAAGUAUCUUAUGGAUGGACAAAGCUAUCGACAUAUGGAGAGAUUUGAAGUCACGAUAUUCGCAAGGAGAUUUACUACGCAUCUCAGAUUUACAGCAUCAAGCUUCUUCCAUCAAGCAAGGUGACAUUUCUGUAACCGAUUUCUUCACAAAGCUACGCAUAAUUUGGGAUGAACUUGAGAAUUUUAGACCAAAUCCGAUUUGUUCAUGCUCACCACAAUGUUCUUGUAAAGCUCUUUCUAGUGUUCUGGAACGGAAACAACAGGAUCAGAUCAGGCAGUUCUUACAUGGUCUUAAUGACCAAUAUAACCAAGUCAAAUCUCAUAUUCUGAUGAUGGACCCAUUACCACCGAUUUCGAAGGUCUUUUCCUAUAUUGUGCAACAGGAACGACAAUUUAUUAGAAAUGAUGGUAUUCUCAGUACACUGAAUCUUGAAUCGAAAGGAUUAAUCAAUGUUGUUAGUUCCAAUACAUCAUCCUGCAAAUUUUGUGGUAAAAUUGGUUAUACCGAAAGUGUUUGUUAUAGGAAGCAUGAAUUUGCCUCAAAUGGAGCUGGAAAUAAGGUAACAUCCAAUCGUGGCACAAAAUCUUGCACUCAUUGUGGCAAACUUGGACACACGAUUGAUGUGUGUUACAGAAAACAUGGUUUUCCUCCGGGUCACAAAUUUCAUAACCAGAAUACACAUGUGAACAGCUCAGUGACUGGUGAUGUACAUGUCACUUCUGAUCAACAAAAACAAGAAACUCAUGGUCUACGCUUCACAUCUCAACAAUAUCAAGCCUUGCUUGCCUUAAUACAACAGCCAAGCAAUGAUUCCUCUUCAUCUUCCACUCCUUGUGUCAAUCAAAUUGGUACUUUCUCUCCAUGUCCCACUAAUAAUUCUUCCACCGUAGGUAAUGUUCUCCCCUUUAUUUGCUCCUUAAAUUCAAUUCACAAUGCAUCAUGGUUUCUGGAUUCUGGCGCUACAGAUCAUCUAUCUUCUUCCUUAGCCUACUUCACUUCUUAUUCUUCCAUUAAACCUAUAGUUGUUCGUUUACCAAAUGGUCAAGAAGUUUUCGCCACACACUCGGGUCUUGACAUGAACACCAAGAUGAUGAUUGGUACAGUUGAUGUUGUUGCUGGCUUAUACAAAUUGGUUGUUUCACCACCAUCCUUAGACAACACCAUUUCUGCAAAUCAUACCUCUGUUUGUUCUACUGUUAUACAACCAUCUUGUAAUAAGUUGCCUAUUGACCUUUGA
Messenger RNA from Cajanus cajan (pigeon pea), 1521 nucleotides. Lineage: Eukaryota; Viridiplantae; Streptophyta; Magnoliopsida; Fabales; Fabaceae. The record is from RefSeq and is a predicted model, not a curated record.